Messenger RNA from Anopheles coluzzii, 2292 nucleotides. RefSeq lists its product as uncharacterized. The coding region runs from base 1017 to 1676 and encodes 219 amino acids. The transcript has 4 exons. The record is from RefSeq and is a predicted model, not a curated record. Lineage: Eukaryota; Metazoa; Arthropoda; Insecta; Diptera; Culicidae.
CGCGUUCGAGUGACCCCAGCAAAUUGCAGCAAGGUGUCGCUAAGGGUGUCUGAUGCAACACUUCAGGGCAGUGUAGAGUUCAGGAAAACCUAUUCCGCAUCUAUCCUAUUUGGUUUGGAUUCGCAAUCGAACCCUUUCGGCCACUUGGUAGAUUCUUGGUAGGCGACAUUUUUCCACUUCAGGCUACUUGCAAACCUCCCUACCUCAUCGCCACAAAUGGCACCCCCAAUCUAGCAGCAGUAAUUGAGGCAAUGCUUUUUAUUUGUUUUACAGUCCCUUUUUCCUGCCACCCUUCCUGCCCCCCUUUGAAGCUGCAUAUAAUCAAAGCUACUACCUUCUUCUCCCCGCAUGAGCCAUUGUCGGUCGGACCGAUUUGCACAUUCGUGAAAGGGACACCGAAAAGGGAAAACGGGUUGCGGAAAAUUGGUAGUUUUAACAGUUUGACGUCCCACCUCCUCGCGCAUCUUCAGCAAUGGGCGGUGGGGUAUUGUUUCGAGAGGAUCGGGGUGUGUGUGUGUGUGUGUUUGUGGGAUUUGUGGGUGCAUUAUCCGGAGCAUCUACGAUCGCAAAACAAACGCGAGCGUACGGUUUGCCUACCGAAGCGAUGUGUCGAACGGUGCAAUUGCAUCUACUACUACUAUUUGCCUCUUAGACCCUAGUAGGGAGGGGCGGUCUUGGUGUUUGCUUGCAGUUGCAACACUUUACGUACCAUUGUUUUUGUUUGAUAUAAAACGAAUCCUAUGCGCUUCAUGCUUGCUUAGUGAAUUGUAGCCCUUCUGCCAGCGCACAUCGGAGGGAUGUUUUGGGAGUGCCCGUGAUUUGCACGGAUCGUAGCUGAGUGCAAACAACUACUGAUGCGGUACUAGGGUGUACUAGUGCGAGUGAAUCUGUGCUGUGAAGAAAUUGGACUCCUUUUUGGAGGAGCAAGAAACAAACAAAACAAUAAGAACUGGAAAGACCUAGCGAGGUGGUCCUGUUAUUCUCUGAAGAUUGCUUGCUAGUGCAGUUGCCACAAUAUGGCGCACGUAGUGACAGUGGUGUGUUUAAUGUUUAUGCAACUGGGCAAUCUUGCCGCCCGUCCCGAACCGCCCGUGCUCGGUCCGUCGCCCGGUUCGCACGACACGGGUCCGGGAGGGAGCUCCCUCGGCUACAGCUACGGGCCGCCGGCGCCGCCCUCCCCAUCCAUCACGAUCAACAGCUACGGGUCGGCCACGUCCGAGUACGGACCGCCGACGCAGGCACCCAUCAUACACAAGCACGUGUACGUGCACGUACCACCGCCGGAGCCGGAAUACGUAACGACCAGGAAACCGAUCGUUGUGCCGCCGCCCCAGAAGCACUAUAAAAUCGUCUUCAUCAAGGCGCCGUCGCCCCCGACCCAGGCCCCACCGGUGCUGCCCCCGAUCCAGCAGAACGAGGAGAAAACGCUCGUGUACGUGCUGGUGAAGAAGCAGGACGAGCCGGAAGAGAUCGUCAUACCGACGGUUGCGCCAACGCCCCCCUCCAAGCCGGAAGUGUACUUCAUCCGUUACAAAACCCAGAGAUCAUCGGCCGAGCACGGGAGUAAUGGCGGUGGACCAUAUCCGGAGAGCGGCGCGCCAACGCCUCCGACCGAGUACGGGCCACCGCCAGUGCCGAGCCAAAGCCCCAGCAACAGCUACGGUGUACCGCUAUAGGUACAUCCUGGGCGAGUACCUCUACCACAAGUAUCUCAAGCUGUACGGUUUGCCGCCGGAAGCGGCGGACGACCCCUGUUUGGGCUUGUUUUCGGACUGAAAUCGGACUGAUUGAAGCGCAAACACGUGCGACGGCGCAGCUGAAUUUAUGUUAUGUUCAAUAUCUCUAUAUUUCUUCAUUCACUCUAUCUCUGCCCCGCGUUCGCUUCCCACCAAACGAUUCCCUCUCGCUCUGCUACGUCGUCGUCGUCGUCGUCACAGGUGUACUUAAAUAGUGGUAUAACGCAACGAAAGAGAAAACAAAAUGAAACGUAAAAACAAAACAAAACAAAAAACAAGUACACUAUAACAUGUGCUCUGCCACCUGGGUUCAAAGCAUUCGGCUUGUGUGUCGCACACCAUCGGUCUGCUGGAGAGCUUGAGGUCAACCAAAGCGCCGGCAGCAUCCCGCAAGCCGUAACGCAAGCGCGCACGAGAUAGAGAGAGAGAGAGAGAGCGCGAGCGAGCGAGCGAGAAAUCGUCAGGGAAGCGAUCGAGUGCGGCGCGUGCACGAUCGUGCAGGAAAAGAGAUGGAAACGUUUGAACCUGUCGUUUGCAUAGAGAGGGGGGGGGGGGG